GUGGUGUGUGUGCUGCGUGCAAAACAACGAAAACACACUGUACCCUGCUAUAUUAGCCACCAAGGAGCUUCCUAACGUUAGCUAGCAAAUAAAACUAUUAAUUUUGAGAGUUGGGAAGUGACAGUUCGUGCAGAGAAUUGAUGAAAGCAUCCUCUGUGCAAAGACCGCAACGUUUGGAAUAUUUGGUUUCAGUCCGUCUUUGAAUUAAAACGAGGUGUUUCUGAAGAGAUACCUUCUUGUUUGGGGUCCGGAGAAGUAGAAGCACCUACUCCAGCAGAUCCAAAAAAUGUUAAAGAAAUGAUAGCAGCGCAGGAUUUGCACACAGAGUUUCAGUUUCCCCAAGAGGCAGAAUCUCAGUUGUCUUCAGAUACUGAUCUUGAGGAUCCUGAUGGCAAAAAUGCUAGGACAGCAAAGGGCAUGGCAGCCAAGAAAGGGAAGAAGGCGCUUGGAGAGAGGACCAAAGGUGGGGGAGCAGGGAGGGUUGCUGGUGCUGGCUGGGUGAAUGGUCACCAUCAGGAGAAUGGGAUGGAGAAUAUGACCCUAUUUGAGGUGGUUAAAAUGGGAAAGAGUGCCACACAGUCUGUUGUUGAUGACUGGAUCGAGGCAUACAAACACGACAGGGACAUUGCUCUCUUGGACUUAAUCAACUUCUUCAUUCAGUGCUCUGGCUGUAAAGGUGCUGUGAGUGGAGAGAUGUUCAGAAAUAUGCAGAACUCCGAAAUCAUCCGAAAAAUGACAGAGGAGUUUGAUGAGGACAGCGGUGACUAUCCAUUAACUCUCUCAGGACCACAGUGGAAGAAGUUCCGGAUAAGCUUCUGUGACUUCAUUGCAGUUCUGGUGCGACAGUGUCAGUACAGCAUCAUUUAUGAUGAGUAUAUGAUGGACACGGUCAUCUCACUACUCACCGGCCUGUCUGACUCACAGGUCAGGGCAUUUAGACAUACAAGCACACUAGCAGCUAUGAAGUUGAUGACAGCCUUGGUGAACGUCGCUCUGAACCUGAGCAUCAAUAUGGAUAACACACAGAGACAGUAUGAGGCGGAGAGGAACAAGGUCAUUGCAAAAAGGGCCAAUGAUAGGUUGGAGCUCCUGUUACAGAAACGUAAAGAGCUUCAAGAAAAUCAAGAUGAAAUCGAAAACAUGAUGAACGCAAUUUUCAAAGGAGUGUUUGUUCACAGAUAUCGGGAUGCAAUUGCUGAAAUCCGAGCUAUUUGUAUUGAGGAGAUUGGCAUGUGGAUGAAGUUGUACAGUGACGCCUUCCUCAAUGACAGUUACUUGAAGUACGUUGGCUGGACAAUGCAUGACAAGCAAGGGGAAGUACGGCUAAAGUGCCUGACUGCCCUGCAAGGCCUGUACUACAGCAGAGAACUCAGUCCUCGACUCGAGCUCUUCACAAGUCGCUUCAAGGAUCGCAUUGUUUCUAUGACUCUGGAUAAGGAAUAUGAUGUUGCAGUGCAAGCCAUUAAACUUCUUACACUUGUCUUACAGAGCAGUGAUGAGGUUCUGACAGCAGAGGACUGUGAGAGUGUAUAUCAUCUGGUUUACUCAGCACACCGACCCAUCGCUGUUUCAGCAGGAGAGUUUCUGUUUAAGAAGCUCUUCAGCCAUCGAGGGCCUGAUGAGGAUGGAUUACCCAGGAGGGGCAGGCAGAGCCUCAAUGGCAGCCUUAUCAAGACUACCGUCUUCUUCUUCUUGGAGAGUGAGUUGCAUGAACAUGGAGCCUACAUGGUAGACAGCCUGUGGGAGUGCGCAUCAGAGCUGCUAAAAGAUUGGGAGACUAUGAUCAGCUUGCUGCUGGACGAACCCAUGCCAGGAGAAGAGGCUCUGACUGAUCGGCAGGAGACAGCAUUGGUUGAGAUCAUGCUCUGUGCCAUUCGGCAGGCGUGUGAAUGCCACCCUCCAGUAGGCAGAGGCACAGGGAAGAGGGUCCUGACUGCAAAGGAGAAGAAAACACAGCUGGAUGAUCGAACACGGGUCACAGAGAUGUUUGCAGUUGCAUUGCCUCUGUUACUGGCAAAGUACUGUGUUGAUAUUGAUAAGGUGACCAACUUACUGCAAAUACCAAAGUACUUUGAUCUUGACAUCUACACAACUGGCCGUUUAGAAAAGCAUUUGGAUGCCUUGUUGCGACAAAUCUGGGAGGUUGUGGAUAAGCACACAGACACUGAGGUCCUAGAGGCCUGCUCAACCACCUACCACUAUCUCUGCAAUGAGGAGUUCACCAUCUUCAACCGUGUGGACAUCGCCCGCUCCCAGCUUCUCGAUGAGCUUGUAGACAAGUUCAAUAGACUCCUGGAGGACUUCCUUCAAGAGGGUGAAGAACCAGAUGAGGAUGAUGCCUACCAAGUUCUGUCUACACUGAAGAAGAUCAGCGCUUUCCACAAUGCACAUGAUCUCUCUAAAUGGGAUCUCUUCACCAGCAACUACAGGCUACUGAACACAGGUCUGCAGAACGGGGAUAUGCCUGAACAGAUUGUGAUUCAUGCAAUGCAGUGCACACAUUACAUCAUCCUGUGGCAUCUAGCGAAGGUCUCCGAUGGGAGUUCAAUAAAGGGCGAUAUGGUGACCCUGAGAAAGCAAAUGAGAGCUUUUUGCUUAAUGUGUCAGCGUUACAUAAACAGCAUCAACACCGCAGUCAAAGAGCAGGCCUUCACCAUACUUUGUGAUCUGCUGCUCAUCUUCAGUCACCAAAUUAUGUCUUCAGGCCGGGAACAUCUGGAGUCUCUGGUCUACAUGCCAGACUCUUCUUUGCAGGCAGAACUGCUCAACUUCAUCUUGGAUCAAGUUUUCAUUGAUCAGGAUGAUGACAGCAACAGCACAGAUGGACAGCAAGAUGAUGAAGCCAGUAAAAUUGAGGCUUUGCACAAGCGAAGAAACCUUCUCGCUGCCUAUUGCAAGUUAAUCAUUUACAAUGUUGUGGAAAUGAACACUGGAGCAGACAUAUUUAAACAGUACAUGAGGUACUACAACGAUUAUGGUGACAUCAUCAAGGAGACCAUGAGCAAAACAAGACAAAUCGACAAAAUACAGUGUGCAAAGACGCUCAUAUUGAGUCUGCAAAAUUUAUUCAACGAGAUGUUGUCUGAACUUGGCUUCAAUUUUGAUCGCUCAUCGUCAGCCUUCUGUGGCAUAAAAGAGCUGGCCCGACGCUUCUCACUGACUUUUGGCUUGGAUCAGUUGAAGACCAGGGAGGCUAUUGCCAUGUUACAUAAGGAUGGGAUUGAGUUUGCUUUUAAAGAGCCUAGUCCUCAAGGAGAAGGAAGUCCACCCCUGAACUUAGCAUUCUUGGAUAUUCUGAGUGAGUUCUCAAGCAAACUCAUUCGACAGGACAAGAGGACAGUGCACAUGUACUUGGAGCGAUUCAUGACAUUUCAGAUGGCCCUGCAGAGGGAGGACUGCUGGCUGCCCCUCAUCUCAUACAGGAAUUCACUGCAGGCCGGAGGGGAUGAUGACACCAUGUCUGUAAUCAGUGGGAUCAGCAGUCGAGGGUCCACCAUCAGAAGUAAGAAGUCCAAGCCAGCCACGGCUAGCAAAAGAAAACUGUCUGAAGAAGAGAACAGCUGCAGCAGUAGCGAUGCAGUUUGGAUGAACCGUGAGCAGAAUGUACAGACGCCAGUGAUGAUGCAUUCUCCUCACCUCACUUCAACUGUGCUGAGGGAUCCAAAGAAGAUGAGGCCAGAGGACAGCUACACAUUCACCAUGCCAGCAGAGCAGCAUCCCAUUCAGGCUUUGCCUUCUCAGCAGCAGCCCCACCAUCAACACCAGGCUGCCAUUGAUUACAACACCCAGGUUACUUGGAUGUUGACACAGAGGCAACAAGCUGAGGCCCGUCAGCAGCAGGAGCGGGUUAGCAUGCACUAUGCCAAGAUGAGGAACCACAUGCAGCAGGCAAUUCGUCGCAGCUCUGGACUCAUGGAGGAUGACGAGGAGCCAAUAGUGGAGGAUGUGAUGAUGUCAUCAGAGGACCGCUUGGAGGACAUCAAUGAGGGCAUGGAUUUUGACACAAUGGACAUUGAUUUGCCGGCAUCAAAGAAUCGCAGAGAAAGAACCGAACUAAAGCCGGACUACUUUGAUCCAUCUUCCAUCAUGGAUGAUUCGGUUCUCAAUGUUUCUAUGUUUUAACGUGAAUCGGAUAGAGGACAGUUUGACAUCAUAAUCCUUGGAAGAUGAAAUGACUGGUCUCUGUGAAAAUCAGAAUGGAGUGAAAUGGACUACUACAAAUGGCUUGUGAGACACCAAUGUUUGCCUCUCUAACACUUUGUCUAAACUUAGAGGGAGAGCUUGAGCUUGAAUUUGAAUUUUCAUGUGCUGUUUUCACACACUGGACUUUUGUCACGCCACAGGUUGUCCAGUUGUCCUAAAAACAACUUGGCUUAAGCUUUCACUGAGCAGGACCUUCUUGAAGUCAGCGUGUGAAGCUGUUUGAGUUUAUAAAAGUGCCAGUACAGAUAUUGUGUGGCAGUUGCAUGGCGAUGGGACAAUAACAGGCCAAAAUUCAAAUAAAUAAUAUAUACCUUUAAACUUUUUCAUUCAGUCGACACAAAAUGUCUAAUGUAAAUACAUAGUGGCCAAUAUACAGGAGGGGUGAACACAAUUUCAUGAACAUCAGAAGAAAGAAUUGUAAUAGCCUUACAACAUAUUACUACUUUGAUGAUGCUUGUAGUAUUCAGUUGUUGUUGAACACUACAAUGACACUGCACUUUGUCACAGAGGUGUUUUUCAACUCAAUGGUAAUUUUACAGCCAUACUUUUAGAAAUUAUCAUAGGCUAAAAUCAACACCUCUCUGAUGCAAUCUAAACACAAACUGAACAUUAUAUGGUCUCAUAAAGGCAGAAUUUUUAUGCAGUGUUGGCUACUGCGUUAAAUUGUAAAGGUGUCGGUGAGAUUGCGUUCACCUGCUGUACUUUUAAACUGUAGAUUUUGGCAUGGCAUGUAGCCAUAUAUCAAAACAUGUACACAGUAAAGUAUAAUGUGAACCGGCGUGUCAUACUGUUUAAAGGCCUUGCCACAAAUGAUAUACAGCAUUCUCAGAUUUCUUUGUGAUGGUAUUUUUUAGAAAUAUGUGUUCUGCUUUUAUACCUUAUAGAUAACUUUGAUUUAUAGAUAUUUUGUAAUGACAAUCAAAUGUAAAUUAAUGGUUUCUAAUCAUGUUAUUUCACAUAGAUACUUAAAUAAUCCUUUUUAAUGGAAAUUAUUAUGUUACUGUAGAUAUGGCCAGCUGUUUGUAUUUUCCUUUCAUCUCUAUAAUGAAUGGGUGCAAAAGUAAUGCAUUGCUAAAAUGUAGUAAUUUGGCAAAUUGAUGGCUGCAUCUAAAAUUAUUUUUUAAUAAUGGAAGCAUCAUAGUGUCAUAAAAUUUUGACUCAACCUUAAACAUGUAAUCUCUUCUAUAUCUAGACAUUUGUCCCACUGUAUAGUAUCUAAUAAUAUCUAAUAACAGAUAUGCUAUGAUUGCAGUCUUUAAAAGAAAGGAGUUGAAAAAUGGUAAGAAAGAUGUGUAUUGUUUGUUUUUUCCAGGUUGCAGGUGUGCAAGUUUGUUGUUUUUCAAAAAGCCAAAUUGUUUGGUUUACCACUGUUGCGUGUGUAAGAGUUAUAGAAUUAUUCCAAAUUACAAAGAUUCAGAAUCCCUAGUCAGCUAUGAUAGUAUCAGAGCUGUAUAUUAUACAGUUACAAAUGUGUAAUAUAUUGUGAAUCGGUGCUUAUAUUAUAUUUGCAGUUUCUUUCUGUGUGAAAUUUUAGGGACUGGUUAAGGAAAAAGAAUGUAAGUCUUUGACAUUAGCCUACCAGUUCGCAUGUAUGGAUACAGUACUUCGUUUUGUUUGUUUUUCAAUGAGUUGUUGCGAUAUUUCUUUUCCUCUGUGUAUUGGCCUGGUUGGCAAAUUGUGACUUUAUGAAAGACAGUGUAUUCAUAUUGUAGCUAGAAACAAAUCCCUAAUUUUCUCAGAAUGUCACUAUUAACUGGAGAAACGGAUAAUUUGAUUUCAACCAUUACUACAUACUAACCAUUCACGUCAGGCAAAUGAGAAAAAUAUAUCUUACAGUUGCCUGUAAAUUUACAUUGAUCAUUUCAUUUUUUUCUGUUUUGCAUCGAACUGCUGAAAAUGUGCAUACAUCUGUAUGUUUAUACAUAUUUAAAUAUUUGCGUAUAUUAAAUUUGUGUUUUUAUUCUAUUUACAAAGUGCCCAUUGCAUCCUUUAAUAUUUGUAUUUAUGUCUGGAGAUGUAACAUGAACAGAAUAAACCCUCUACAACUGUG
Amphiprion ocellaris (clown anemonefish) is the source of this 6253-nucleotide messenger RNA. RefSeq names its product stromal antigen 2a (gene stag2a). Gene Ontology annotation, biological process: sister chromatid cohesion. Gene Ontology annotation, cellular component: chromatin; nucleus; cohesin complex. The record is from RefSeq and is a predicted model, not a curated record. The coding region runs from base 298 to 4122 and encodes 1274 amino acids. Gene Ontology annotation, molecular function: chromatin binding. The transcript is spliced from 34 exons. NCBI's taxonomy places the organism in Eukaryota, Metazoa, Chordata, Actinopteri, Pomacentridae.